This is a messenger RNA of Drepanopeziza brunnea f. sp. 'multigermtubi' MB_m1, 993 nucleotides long. RefSeq lists its product as uncharacterized. Lineage: Eukaryota; Fungi; Ascomycota; Leotiomycetes; Helotiales; Drepanopezizaceae. Gene Ontology annotation, biological process: glucan catabolic process. Gene Ontology annotation, molecular function: hydrolase activity, hydrolyzing O-glycosyl compounds. The record is from RefSeq and is a predicted model, not a curated record.
AUGCAACUUUCACUCAUCACCAUGCGCCUCGGCGUCUCACUUUCUUUCGCGAUUGGCGUCACGCAGGCCGAGUACAUCAUUCAGGAUUCAUACAACGCAACGAACUUCUUUAACGAAUUCAACUUCUUCUCCGAUAAAGACCCAACAGACGGCUUCGUCGCCUACUCGAAUGCAGCCUCGGCAAACUCGAGUCAACUUGCGGGAUACCUCGAUCAAGGGGUCUACCUCGGCGUCGACUCUACAACCGUCGAUCCAGCUGGAGGCCGUGGUUCCACUCGCGUCGAGUCAAAGAAGACCUACACACACGGCCUCUUCAUCUCUGAUAUUGCACACAUGCCAGAAUCAACUUGCGGGGUUUGGCCUGCUAUGUGGACUGUCGGCGGAGAUUGGCCCGCAAAUGGAGAGAUCGACAUCAUUGAAGGCGUCAACACGGAUACCACCGAUACGAUCACUCUUCACACCUCUCCUGGAUGCAAUAUGGAAAGCACUGGAUCCAUCGCCACAUCGACACUGUCAACCACUGAUUGCAAUGCAGGACCGGCCACAGCAGGAUGCUCACUCACAACGAAAUCCCCCUUUGGCACGGGUUUCAACGCAGCUGGGGGUGGAGUCUACGCUAUGGAGUGGACCUCAGCGACCAUUAAGGUCUGGCACUUCACCCGCGACGCUAUCCCCGCCGACAUUACAGCUGAGAACCCAAACCCGAAUACUUGGGGACCGCCUGUUGCAGCUUUCAGUGGAAGCGGAUGCUCGAUAGACAGCCACUUUCAGAAGCAUCAGAUCGUGAUCAACACCACGUUCUGCGGGCAAUGGGCCGGGAGAGUCUGGGACAACGACGAGACGUGCUCAAAGCUGGCUCCCACCUGCGAUGCGUACGUUGCCGCCAACCCGCAGGCUUUCGAGAGUGCGUUCUGGCAGAUCAACUCGGUUAAGGUCUACCAGGCCAACAUGGCCGGAGGUGCUGCCAAGAGGGCGCAGCCGUUCUCUGGAUAG